CCUCCAAAAAGGAAAUUUAAAAUCGAUGUUGAGCUACUUGCUACAUAUAUAGCAAGUGAGGGGAAUCCUCCAAGAAAGGCUUCAUGCCUUGAAGGGGGUUAUUGGUAUUUGGCAGCUAAGUUCUGCACUUCUUCCAAACAACCAAGCAACAGGCUUUGCCUAGCUGUUAGGAACUACUAUGCUCAGAAUCUGAAGUCAUUAUUAGAAAAAGUUGCUGAGUUAAGGAAUAACACGUGUAAAGUUACUAUCAAUGAUAAGCCUAUGGAUCAAGAGAGUGUCUCAGUGGCACACACCAUGGAUCAAGAGAGUAUCUCAGUCGUACACACCAUCAUGGAACAAGAAGAAGAUAAGGUAAGCUCAUGACUACAAUGCAUAAUAAAUACUUGUCAAAUUUUCCAUCUUUUAUUGCAGCUAUAUGUAGUUAUUGCAUAUGUGAAUGUCAAAAUUGAAGGGGCGAACAUGAACCAUCAAUUGACAUUGUUUAGAUAACAUUAAAAUAAAUAAAAUAAAUCUAGCUCUUA
Molecule: messenger RNA, 521 nt
Organism: Amphimedon queenslandica
Lineage: Eukaryota; Metazoa; Porifera; Demospongiae; Haplosclerida; Niphatidae
Exons: 4
Source: RefSeq, a predicted model, not a curated record